AUGGCGAAGCUCCUCAGCUGCGUCCUGGGCCCGCGGCUCUACCGGGUCCACCGGCCCCGCCUGGCCGCCGCGGCCGCGGGGAGCCCGGCGGGGCCGCGGGACACGGAGGGCGCGGGGAGCGAGCGCGGGGAGCCGGCCUGGGACUCGUACUACCAACCGCGGGGGCUGGAGAAGCACACGGACAGCGUGCUGGCGCUGGCCUCGGUGCUCUGGUCUAUCUCGUGCUACGCCUCGCCGCUCGCCGUGCUCUACCUGUACCGGAAAGGCCUGCUGACCAUGUCCCGCGUGGUUCCCCUGUCUCACUGCGCCGCCACCCUGGGGCUGCUGCUGGCGGGCGUGGCCUGCCUGCGAGGGCUGGGCCGCUGGAGCAACCCCCAGUACCGGGAGUUCCUGGCGGCGCUGGAGGAGAGCCACCGCUCCGGGACCCCCGAGAGCAAGCGCAAGCUCGGCCUCUACACCUUCGACUUCCGCAGCUGGCCCGUGGACUUCCGCUGGGACAGCGCCGGCCCCGCCUGGGGCGGGGCCCGGGCGGUGCCGCUGCUCCGCAGCCCCCCCCGGCCCCGGGGGGGCUCCCGGGGGCUCCUGGGGGCGCUCCGGAAGCUUCCGUGCGCCGUCAUCAGGCUGCUCCUGGCGCGCACUCUGGGCCGUCGGAUGCUGUUCCCGGGCUCCGUGCGGCUCCUGCAGCGAGCGCUGCUCCCCGCCCUGCUGCAGGGCCAGGCACGGCUCAUCGAGCAGGUGAUCUGCUGCGAGGGCAACGCCGGGUUCUACGAGGGGGUUCCCCUGCCGCAGAGCGAGGCCAACGCCAUGGACGUGGUGAUUCGCUUCGCGCUGCAGCAGCUGCGCUUCCCCGCCCCCAACAUCGUCCUGUACGCCUGGUCCAUCGGGGGCUUCCCCGGUACGGGGGGCUGGGGGGGGUCCCGGGAUGGUUUGGGGGGUCUUGGGUCGGUUCAGGCGGUCCGUGGAUGGUUUUGGGGGGGUCCCAGGUACCCCAAGCUCCUGGUGGACGAGGGGCUGCAGGCGGUGCGGGAGUGGCUGCAGGCGGCGACCCCCGAGGAGGAGAGCGCGGUUCUCGGCCGCUGUCCCCCCGACGAGGGCUGGUGCCGGGGGCAGCUCGAGGCCUUCGCGGGCGACCGCAGCCCCCCCUUCCCCUGGAGCCUCGGUGAGGAGCUGAGCCCCGCCCAGCGCCGGCAGCUCGCGCUGUACCUGGUGAGUGGGGGGCGGGGCCGGGGGUGGGUGGGUGUGGCCGAGACAGAGUAA
This is a messenger RNA of Pseudopodoces humilis (Tibetan ground-tit), 1257 nucleotides long. Lineage: Eukaryota; Metazoa; Chordata; Aves; Passeriformes; Paridae. The record is from RefSeq and is a predicted model, not a curated record.